UUUGACCAUGAGAAUAUACUUUACCAGCCCAAGACAGUGUUUUACAUAGCCACCCUGAUCUGGUCUACAACCGACAGGUGGAUAGAAUUCGCAUCUAGUAUUUCAAAUCGUCCAUUGCUUUUCUUCAAGCUUCACGUUGAAUUUCCUACCAGAAUGCCAACUCGUGCAAAUGAGAACCAAUCGCUCCAAGAGCUGUUUGACUCUGUGGUUCAACUUAUUCGAGAAACGCCCACUCCGGAUGAUUCCGCUCACCAGCUAUCAACCGGCGACAAACUGCGUCUGUACGGUCUCUACAAGCAUAUUGAAGCGAGUGCUGCGUCUGACAAUAGUGACAAAACGGCAGUCGACGAGGAAGCCGCGCCUUCUAUUUUUCGUGUGGAAGCCUACGCCAAGUACCAAGCCCUGAAGGCUUGCACGGGAUUAUCUCGGGAAGAAGCGAUGCGGGAGUAUAUUUCGUUACUCAGCGCACAAGAAAAUUCAUUGGGUGAAAUUUGUCGGGAUUGGUGGCAUAGCUCUAACUCUGUUGCCAAUGACGGCAAAAGUUCUUUUGCGAAAGAAGUGGAAACUCCGAUUGACCCUAUGCUAGAGGAGGAUACGAAGGCUUCGAAGCUGGCCGAAUCCAAGGACGUGAAACAUACUGAAAUGAAUAAAGCCUCGCAUGUCGAACCAGCCGCCGUUUCAAGGCCGAAACCAUCGAAACACUUUUUCGGUGUGUCGCCCUUAAUUCCACGUGGCCAAUUGGAUAUUAAGUAUCGCGAUCUACUUUAUGCGAGUCGCCAUUGCGCUACAAAUAUGAUUCGCCGAUCGACUAUGCCAUGCUAUCAACACUACGAGCGAAAAAUAAAAAAUCAGUGGAUCAGGGGUAUGGAAGGUGAUGGUCAAAGUCCUCAAAACGUUGUAGUUGGUCUGGCAGUGCGAUCUUUGUUGGACUUGUACCUAUUGAGUCGGUCCUUCCCAGAAGGCUCGCAGAUAAUUAUUUGUCCGCCGAUAAAUGUUCCAGGUAUGCUACGAGUGCUCAGGCACCAUCGACUCGAAGUGGUGGGCGUGGACUUGCCGCCGUCGGACGAAACGACCAGAAAUACAACAACCACCAUAUCUGUCGAUAUCGAGGGGAUCGAAGCGGCAAUUACAGAUAAGACGGUUGCCAUACUAGUGGUUCAUCCGUUCGGAAUGGUGUCGGCGUCAAAUCGUGACUUUGAGCGGAUAAAAACACUUGCCGAUCAGCAUAAGCUGGACGUCAUGGAAGACUGCGCCGAAAUAUUUACAGGUCUGGGGUCACUUUCGUACAGGGGAAGUCCUCAGGCUGAUGUGGUCUUCGUCUCCUUUGGUCUGAUUAAGACUUCCACUGCCUUGGGAGGUGGCAUAGCGAUGGUGAAGAAUAUAAAAGUAGCAGAGACCAUGAAGCGAUUGCACUUUUCUGUUUACCAAUAUCAAACGAAUGCAGAGUACUUCGGAAAAGUGCUGUAUGCCCUCUGUAUACGCUUCGUGACGGAUUUUCCUUGGAUGUGUGGCAUGAUACAUCAGCUGUGCGUAAUUUUCCGAUUGGACUUCGAUUAUUUCGUUACCUCACUACUGCGUGGAUUCGGACGCUCACCUAUGGAUUCCAGUGGGACGAAGUUUGAUCAAGCAAUACAUCAGUUUCGACGACGCCCAUGCGCGGCUCUCUUAGCCUUACUUAGUUAUCGCUUGCAGGAAGCAAACCAACAUGUACCCUCGGUAUUGCAUAAAAAGGAUCAAUGCCUAAAGAUCACUCGCUUGUUGAAAAGCACGAUCCCAAAUGUCAACCUUCCGGCCCCAACCCCAUACUGCACGAAUAGUAAUUGGCUUUUCCCAAUCGUGUCGGAGACGCCUGGGAAACAAAGCACUCAGCUCGGAAAGCUUGGAUUUGAUGCCACGCAAGGAUCAUCGCAGUUGUGUUGUGUGUCUCCAAAUUGCAAGCGAGCGGAAAAGCUCAUGAAGGCGUUGUUGUAUCUUCCUGUCUGCGGUAAGAAGCUCUGUAACCUUGAAAUGAAACGGCUAGUGGAUGGACUUCGCACUUUUCCGUGCAAUGGUGAUGAGCCCGUACAACCAGGUUUCGGCUGUAAUGUUGAUUUCUUGUUGAAAACAAGAUUGAGUCUUAGUAUGGCACUCUGCAUAUUUUUUGUUUUCUCCCGAGAUGUUGCCUUUCUCAUACGACAGAUUCAUCUGGGGAUUGUGGCGCUGGGGAUUUUCCUCGUUGUUUGUAUCGCAUCGUCGAAGCUUCUGCGAUGGUUGGUCGCUGACUACUAUAUCAAUUCUUCGACCGCAGUGGGGAAGUACAUAGACCUGUUGGGUCAACAUCCAGAUUACGAAAGCCAUCGAGACAUUUCCAACCAUUCCACUAUUCCUGGACUUCAAGCUGUCCGCACAAGUGUUUUCCAGUCAAGUCCAGCUCUCAGGCUUCCACAGUGCUCUCCCUGUGAACGAAAAGUGAUACUUACUGGGGCGACUGGUUUUAUUGGAUCACUUGUUCUUCGAGAUUUGCUCCUUCAUCGAAAAGUGUUGGGGAUUAAGAAGGUCAUACUCAUUUGUAGAUCAAAGCGUGGAAUUUCGGCUCAGGCUCGAAUCGACACAUUGCUCGAAAAUACAGCUGUGUACGGGUUCCUAGACAAAACUGAGAAGAGCGACUUAGUAAAGGUUAUUGAAGGUGACGUUACAAGACCCAAUGCUUUACUGUGUAAAACUGAUCUCUACGAUGUCCGCAACGACGGAAGUAUAUCCCAUCUGAUUCACUGUGCAGCGUCGGUGAGCUUCACACAAAGCCUUCCUGCUGCUGCCACAGCGAAUAUAUCCUCCCCACUAUACUUGCAAGACCUCGCAGCAUCUCUUGCCCAUGAAAAGACACAUUUCGUGCACGUCAGUACUGCGUUUGUGCAUGGCGGUUUGAGCGGGACGGACGACGAGCCACUCUCGGAAAGGUUGUUUCCCCUCGGAUCUUUCGAUGCUAAUGAUUUAUACAGUUCAAUGCAAAGUACGGAGUUCCUCGCUUCCAAGGCUAUGCGUGAGCUUCGUUUUCCCAAUUCUUACACGUUUAGCAAAUGUGUUUGCGAACAUUUACUUGUGAAAAACAGCAAGGUUCGGACAACAAUUUUCCGACCGAGCAUUGUUGGUCCAGCAUGCGAGAUGCCUUUCGAAGGCUGGGCGGGAGAAAGGCCGACUACUCUAGUUGCUGCUGCAUGUCUGUACCUCUCGUACCAGUGGAACCUUUGGAGCUUUGGCCCUUAUCGAGUAUCGUGUAUUCCAGUUGAUGUGGUGUCAAGAUUCUUGUUAUCCAGAGCGUUUGCCGAAGGCGGCUUUCGCGAUGUUGUAGGUGUUUACGACUCGUCAAGUGACGAAGACUUUGAAAAGGUUUCUUGCGCUUCCUCUGCUUUGGCCGAUACUGUGUAUGCAGGAGAUCCAGAGUCAAGCAAUUUACCACUUUACACGAUACACAAUGCGACUUGGGAUUCAGCCUCUGCACCUAGUUCUACCUUCACUUGGCUGGACUAUGCCAGCACUGUAACUCAGGUUGGAUCUUUGUUUGGCCAUUUUGGUCGAGCAACAGCAUACAUCGGCUUGAUUCUCUCGACACAGGUGCUCUCUAUACUGAACCCCUCUCUUGAGCUAUAUACUAGAAUUCAUCGGAGUAUUGUCAAAGCUCCUCUCCUUUUCGUUGAAACAGUAUUUGCAUACUUGAGAGUAGACGCGUCAAAUAUCAGGAGACUCCUUUCCUUUAUUGAUCUCCCUCUUUUGUUCUUUCCCUUUAUGAAUACGAGCUUUCACUUCCGCAGUCGGCUUGUUGCCAAGGAUUUUGAUGGCCAACGAUACGCUCUCAACUGUGUCUUGGCUGCGCAUGUGUUUCUAGCCACCACGAGUGAAUGCCGUCGGUCUCAGAACCCCUCAAAAGAAAGGAAUACCUAUCCAACCUUUUUCCUUCUCGGGGGGCGUAUCCACGAACCGGUUCUCUCGGAUUCGUGGUGGGCUUUAACUCAACCAAGGGGAUCUUUAGUCAUCAGAUGCAUUGGAUUCUUGGCAAAGAAGGUUCUGAGAUUGUGUUUUAACGAGGUUUCCGUUGAUCUUUUUUCUUUCGCUGAAGCGAUCCGAGAAGCCGAGAAUACGGGACGACCUAUUCGCAUUGUCCUUACCCCUACGCACCGGUCGGUCUUCGACUUCAUCCUUCUUAGCUUUUUAGCCUUUUCGUUGCCGGAGCUUCAGGUGGAUAUUCCUUUCGUCGCAGCCGCGGAGGAUUUUCGGCAACUUCCUAUCAUAGGAUGGUUGUGUUCUUGUGCCCGAGCUAUUUUCAUUCGAAGAGGCACUGGUCAAGUUGAUCCUGAUUCAAAUCAGCAGAUCCAGGCAAUUGGUAUUCAUCGACAUGGACCGGUCCCUGUCAUGGAAGUCUUCAUUGAAGGAACUCGUAGCCGUGAUGGACGGUUUGCGAAACCAAAGACUGGUGUUUUGAAGUGCCUUCAUCAAAGUGGCAUAGAUUCUUUGAUCGUACCAGUUGCAAUAAGCUAUGAAGCUAUUCCUGAACAGCAUUAUAUGGAAAAGGAACUCGUGACAGGUGCUUCGCUUAAGAUGUCGACGCCCGGUGCUUUGCAAUGGCUGUUGGAUGUAUUCGACGGAAAGAACAGCUUUGGGAAUGUCCUAGUAAGUGCUGGUGCCCCGCUCGUCAUGAACGCUGCCGAAAAGACGAAUUUCAAGGAACUGGUCUGGAGUAUUCAAGGACGACAACGAGAUCUUAUGUAUAUCUCGCGCUAUCAUGUAGAGGCGAUAUCCCGUCUGCUCGAUAUUGAUUGCGAUACAGUCGAAGGCGUCAUCCUGUUGAAUCUAGACGCUUGA
Phaeodactylum tricornutum CCAP 1055/1 is the source of this 4836-nucleotide messenger RNA. RefSeq lists its product with no specific name. Gene Ontology annotation, biological process: polysaccharide biosynthetic process. Gene Ontology annotation, molecular function: fatty-acyl-CoA binding; acyltransferase activity; pyridoxal phosphate binding. NCBI's taxonomy places the organism in Eukaryota, Bacillariophyta, Bacillariophyceae, Surirellales, Neidiaceae. The transcript is spliced from 3 exons. The record is from RefSeq and is a predicted model, not a curated record. The coding region runs from base 154 to 4836 and encodes 1560 amino acids.